AUGGCAAGCAUGGCUGUUCAGUUACUGGGCUUCUUACUAAGUCUCUUUGGUCUAAUUGGAACCUUAGUUGCUACUAUUCUGCCUCACUGGUGGAGGACGGCACACGUAGGCACCAAUAUUAUAACAGCUGUGGCAUACAUGAAAGGGCUCUGGAUGGAGUGUGUCUGGCAUAGCACUGGCAUCUACCAGUGCCAGGUCCAUCGGUCUCAGCUUGCACUGCCUCGGGACCUUCAAGCAGCUCGUGCCAUGAUGGUGAUUUCCUGUGUUAUUUCCACACUGGCAUGUGUGGUGUCUGUUAUUGGCAUGCAUUGCACUCGCUGUGUCAAAGGGGCCUCUGCCAAAAAUUCUCUCGCUGUCUCUGGUGGAAUCUUUUUCAUCCUGGCUGGUCUCAUAUGCCUGGUUCCUGUUUCUUGGACUACUAAUGAUGUGGUUACAGAUUUUUACAACCCCAUGCUUCCCAACGGGAUGAAGUACGAGAUAGGGCAAGCUCUUUACCUCGGUUUUUUCUCUGCAUCUUUGACUAUACUUGGCGGAGCUCUACUGUGUACAUCAUGCCAGAGUACUGGGGACAACCUACCUUACCAGCCACAACCAAGGAGCACAACAAGGGCUGCUCCCUCAUAUAGACCACCAACUGCCUACAAGGGAAACCAUGCACCUUCUCUGACCUCUGUUUCACAGAGUGGCUACAGAUUAAAUGACUAUGUGUGAGUUUCUUAAGAUUCACCUGUGACUCAGAACUGCUCUAUAAUGGAUGUGUAUGACAUAAAACUAAGCUAAAGAACAUUUAUAAUUUAUGAGAGUUUUGAUACAAAGUUUACCAUUGUGUAUGUAUGCAGUGAAACAACAUGAAAUUGUUUGCUUUGAAACUGGAAAAAAGAAAAGAAAAGAAAUUUGUAGUAUUCCAGAGGCUGCAAUUCUCCCUAUGUGAGGUCAA
Molecule: messenger RNA, 937 nt
Organism: Malaclemys terrapin pileata
Lineage: Eukaryota; Metazoa; Chordata; Testudines; Emydidae
Gene: CLDN14
Product: claudin 14
Exons: 1
Coding region: 1-711 (236 amino acids)
Biological process (GO): cell adhesion; bicellular tight junction assembly
Cellular component (GO): plasma membrane; bicellular tight junction
Molecular function (GO): structural molecule activity
Source: RefSeq, a predicted model, not a curated record